AUGAUGUGCAAUUUUCGUGCCCUGAUGGUGGCUGCGGGGUUGGUGCUGAGCAUGACCACGCAAGGAACGCAAGGAUACAGCAGCGAUCCGCAUCUGUUCGAGAAUAGAGAUGGCUACAUCAUCGGGAACUACCUGCAAGCCACGGACCAGGACAUCCGGGACUUCUUCUGGACCGGAUCGGGCGACGGUCCGAGUGCUCUGAACCCGUUCGAGCGAUUUCCCAUCAGCGAAGAUGCCAUCAUCAAGACGGCGACGGUGGUCGCGACCGUCUACAUCGAUCGGAAUGCGCCCCGCGACGGCUACGACGACCUGUGCAUCUUCGACUGUCCACCGUCCGUCGGCGACCACCACGAGCACGAUGGAGACUACCCGUCCGACGAUGGCGUGGAUUUCGGGCCCGGCCUGUCCAUCGAUAACGUCACGCCGACGGAUCGACGCUUCUGGCUGAUGACGGUCGUGGGCGGGCUGUACGGGCGGCAGGACUAUCCGAUGCUCGAGAGCAAGCUGGCCCGACUGUAUCGCGUUGCAUUCGCCAGACAACAGGCAUUACAUCUCGGCAUCAACGGAAGCAGCAGCAACCAGCACAACAAUACACUCGAGAGGCAAUCGAUGGACUCGGAUAUUUUGUGGCGUACCAAGCGUCGGGUUCAGCAGCAGGAUUCUGGAAGCUCGCGGAAUGAAAAUGUCAUCGCACGGGAAGGCGGGUGGAGCCGUGGCCGGGGACGCACCGGACACCGGGGACGGAAAAGCGCACUCCACAAAAGAGACACCGGUAGCUCGGUACUCGACGGUUUGGUGGAGCGAGUCGCCAGCGACGUCCUGCCGGUGCCGCCCGUCGUGGAAAUCAUCGGAAGUCAAAGUGAACAGUCGGCGGAGGGCAGCGGGGGCGGUGGCGAGGAACCGUUACGCUCGCCGAACGUCGACGGCGCGGUGGAGGGCGAACCGGGCCCGAACCGGACGGUGGUUAGGCGCAACCAGGACAAGGAUGCAUACUCGACCGGGCGGCGGAAAGUGCGGAUCCUGAUACACAAUACCACCCACUUGCGGGAGGAGGAUCGAUUGUCGAUGGAUGACGACGAGGCCGAUGGUCGGGACGCAAACAACAAUCGGCUGAAGGGUUCGCCGGCCGCAGCGGGCGGAGGUGCGAGGAGGCGAGGCGACGGCAGCCCGGACACGGCAAACCCGUUGCUGAAUCAGACCGAGAUAAUCUACUCAGUGUUCGUGGGCGGUCUGCCGGUGCUGGCCACGACCGCAGCCGAGGACAUGAAGCUGAUGUCGCAGGACGAGAUGGAGCACGUGCUAGGGACGAUGGUUUACCUCAAGGCCGACCCGUACUUGAAGGAACCGCAGGCGACGCCACUGAUUCCGUCGACGCAGAAUGGCAGCGGGAAUGUGAUAGCGUUGAUCGGCCAGAACCCCAGCCUGUUCGUGGUGUCCUGUGUGGCCGCCCUGCUCCUGUUGGUGCUCUGCGUGGGGCUGUUCCUGUUGGCGCGUGGUAAACGGAAGCACAUCACCGAGCUGAAGAAGCUGGAGUCCACCCAGGCGCUCGUGAUGCCGGGCACGAUUAGCGAGGAGUUGAACGCGCUCAAGACGGGCGAGAGUGGUAGCAGCCGGCAGCCUUCGCCGUACGCCCGCGACCCGUCCGCCUCGGUGAGCCUGAUGGCGCACAAACCCUCGCCGACGAUCCACUUUCCGCUGCCUCCGAUGACGCGGCCCACCUCAUCGUCCUCGAGCUAUUCGUCCGACUCCUCCGUGUACUAUCCGAAGCGCAAACUGAAGCACCAGCAUCAUCAUCAUCACCAUCACCACCUUCAUCCGACCCAGCAGCAACCGUUGCACCACGAGCUGCUGGACGAGAAGGCGGUCAAUCUGAGCAACAAACUGCAGCGACAGUUCCCGCCGACGGGCGCUCAAGAGAAUGUGUACGCCUCGGUGCAGAAGCCAAAGAAGGAGCACAAGCGGCGCCGGAAGUACCUGGGCGAGAAUCGCGUCGGAUCGUUCGAGGGCGGUGGGUUGGCACCGCCUCCGAGGAGUCCGCUUACGACCACCACCGCCAGUAGCGGCAGUCCGAGUGACCGCUCGUACGAUGGCCGCCAGCCGGCGUUGGUGCCGGCGCUCCCGUACGGCCAUCAUCCUAGCGAGACGCUCAACACCGACGUCAUCCUGAAGCACUACCUGAAGCGAAAGCCGCUGGUGGGGUACGGCGAUGGCCAUGGCUUGCCGGUGGAGGCACUCAACCGGGACAAGAUCCGACUGCUGGAGGGGACCGUGUCGGUAGACUCCGGGAGCAUUGGGUCGUACCUGAGCAUGGCGUCGGUGAAAAGUUUCCCCAGAUGCUUCGUACCGGAACCGCUGAGUCGUGUGCUGGAACCGGUUACCAUGACCCACCUAGAUCAGUCGGACGUGUACGCCGACGGGAUGAAGUCCACCGGGCCCGAUACGGCCGGCACUAGUCAAUACAAUACCGACACGGAGGUGCACCUGUCGCGGACGCAGAGCGACGGUGCCGAUCCGGGCGUCGUCGGUCCCAUCGUGUGGCAGAUGCACAAGCGGGAAAUGGAUGAGAUCGCUAGUCCCAUGCGGGAUCCCGUCGUCACGAGGAACCGCUUCGAGGGAUUGCUCGAGGGCGCAAUGCAACUGUACACCGACGGGCCGGAGCGGGAAGAGGAGCAGAAGAACUCCAUCCCACUGCCGGGAGUCAUCAGGCCGGUGGAAAACCGAGGAAAAUCAGCUGUCGUUGUAAGAGAAACAUCGCGCUCCUCCUCGGCAACCAUCCGCCCGGUGACGGCCGCCCCGGGUCGUAAACCGGGGAUGGACAAACCGUCCGAAUACCCUCCAUCACCCGGGGCCGCCCUUGGACGUGGUGGUGGCGGCGGUGCCUGGGGCAGUGGCACUCACUCUCCCCUGGUGCGCCCGAUGAGUGCCGGACCGUUCCACAGCCCUCAGGGACCUCCGGCCCUGGAGGUGACGCGCAUUACGGCCCCCCAGAGCGUCCUGCAGUCGACCGACCUCUCCACGGCGCCCCUUCUGCAGAACAUCAUGCAGGAACUGAAGCGUUUUCGCAACGAGCCGCAAUAG
Molecule: messenger RNA, 3078 nt
Organism: Anopheles coustani
Lineage: Eukaryota; Metazoa; Arthropoda; Insecta; Diptera; Culicidae
Exons: 10
Coding region: 1-3078 (1025 amino acids)
Biological process (GO): regulation of transcription by RNA polymerase II
Cellular component (GO): nucleus
Source: RefSeq, a predicted model, not a curated record